Daucus carota subsp. sativus is the source of this 862-nucleotide messenger RNA. RefSeq lists its product as uncharacterized. NCBI's taxonomy places the organism in Eukaryota, Viridiplantae, Streptophyta, Magnoliopsida, Apiales, Apiaceae. The record is from RefSeq and is a predicted model, not a curated record. The transcript has 2 exons. The coding region runs from base 74 to 607 and encodes 177 amino acids.
AUCUUUUCUCUAUUUAUAACCAGCAUUACAAACUCAUGUAGUAUACUGAGUCUUGAUCCAAGUAACUUCUCCGAUGGCUACUAAUCAGAUAAUGAUCGCGUUGCUUUUCAUUUUUGCGCUCCAUUUUAAUGUUGGUCUUUCGACGAGCCAGGUUCUCAAGGGCUCGGUGUCUUGUUUGGACUGCCGCAAGGAUUAUGAUCUCUCAGGCAUAAAGAUUGCAUUGAAGUGCAAGCAAGCAAAGAAGCUGACAACAACAUACACAAACACAAAUGGAUCUUUCGAAACUGCACUUCCAUCCGAUACUUCAGCAUCCACUAUUUCAUCAAACUGCCUAGCAACUGUCUUGGGUGGUCCAGAGCAGCUCUACACUAAACAAAAAAAUAUAUUCACCACCCUUGUCAAAAUUCAUGGCUAUGAAUCCUCUUACACCAUCUCCAACCCUCUGAGCUUCUACACAUCCUGCCCUCAAUCACACGGAAAAUGUGGUGCCACAAACUCCGGCACGGUGGAAUCAUCCAAGACCUUCGAACUGCCUCCUCCGGGAGAUUGGGGCUUACCUCCAGCUGCCAAUUACAUCCCUUUCUUUCCUAUUAUUGGUAUACCUUAGUCAUGUUGUUCUGUCAAUAUACUUAAAUAUGUAGGCAUCUCUGUACUGUAUUGAAUAAUGCAGAUACGGACAGUGCAUUUAUGUUGUGUGAUACAUUAUGUGUUUGUUUCGGAGAGAUUAAUUGAUUAUAAGUCAUAUUCGUCAUCUACUAAUUAUGUGUGUAAGUAGGUGAUCAAGUUUGUGUUUAGCAUAUGUAAAGCAAUUGUAUUAAAUUCAUGUUAUUCAAUACUCUGUAUCAUCAUUAUAUUUUUAUUA